Molecule: messenger RNA, 1676 nt
Organism: Acanthoscelides obtectus
Lineage: Eukaryota; Metazoa; Arthropoda; Insecta; Coleoptera; Chrysomelidae
Source: the annotation of a GenBank genome assembly
AACAUAGAAUAGAGAUGUCUAUUAUUAUAACACGUUAACUGUCCAAGCAUAUUCUCUGGAUUCCACCAACACGUCCAUUAUGCCACAUACAUAUUUUUGUAAUAUUCCGUUACAAAGUGUUUUCAACUAUGUUUUAUAGACAAAAUCUCAUCACUCUCUCCCCUCCAUCUUCCAUGAUCACAUAUGAUUCAUGAACGUAUUGGUUAGAAUAAUAUAUGUCUCACGUCCAUGAAUCAUAAUUAUGUGAACAUAAGUCCGAUGAUACCCGAGCAAGUGAUUUGUGCAUAGACAUAUUGCCGCUAGACUAGGCAGGGUAUUGGCCGCUCUGUGUAUAAAAGUGAAAAAUGCGGGAGAUCACUCUGGAUGGUAUAGCUAUCUUUGUUUGACACACGCUCGCGCAAGCGCCACUGUAGAGCUUUAUGAGAGCUCUGCGUUUUAUCUAUUUUGCCAGGAUACCUAAUCUAGUCGUAUUUUGUCUAUGAAGAUUUGACGCUUAGAGACUUUGGGAAUGGCAUUCUUCGAUUGGGGUAUGAGUGCGACAUGAUUAGCAGUUUGUUUACUUUGAAUUUAAACCCAGUUAGUGCUAAUAACAGGACUAUUUUGCAAUGGCUUCCAGCAGACCAUUGACAGAUAGAGAACUCCAGGAGGAAAUUGACAAUAUGAGUGACAUGAAUGAUUCUGAUUUCGAUAGUGACGACAGUAUAGCAGAUGAAACGUUCACCUGCAAUUCUGGAUCAGAAAGUGAUGACAGUAGCGAUAGUAAUGGAUCUUCUCCAGUGGCGUCCGAUGAAGAUAUAGCCAAUAAUAUUCCAAAUCCCAAUAAUCUCGACACUAUUGCGUGGUCAAGUACAGUCAAGAUGUUGCAGCGACAUCAGUUUACUGGAAAAUCAGGGCUUCUGAAAAACAUUAUACGCUUUGAUGGUUCUGAUGAAGAAAUAAUUGAAGAUCUUCUUGAAGUAGCUAAAACAACAACCCAGACUGAACCAUCCACUGGUGAGCACUUCAUGUCAAAAAUACCAAGAAAGGACGACGGUAAAAUUAUAAGAAAAAGAUGCCAUGAAUGCUACAGAAAAAACCAAAGCGAACAUGGAACCCAGUUUGCUACCAAAAAAACUAAGCAAGUAGAUACUUACUGUUCCAUAUGUAAUAAGCCAUUUUGUCUAUCUUCUUUUGCUGUAACGCAUAAAAAUAAAAACCAGAAAUGAACUAAUCAUUUUUAUGUUGUAUUUUCAGAAUCAUGUUCCUUUAUUUUGUAAGCUAAACCUCUAAUAAAGUUGUAAAUAAAAGACUUUUGGAAUCAUUUUUUCGAACAUAAAAAAUUCGUCUUCGAACCAUAUAUGAUGCGCCCUGGAAAAAAAAAUUUCAAACUCAAUAUCUUCAUAAUACGUCCAUGCUAUAAACAUCUGCUUAAAUAUAACGUCCAAUUUUUAACUUAUCAUAAGGCAAAGCAAGUACAAUGCAUCAUAUAUGAUUCAAGGGCGUGUAGACAAACACGUCUAAUGAAUCACAUAUGAUUCAUGGACAGUUAACGUGUUAACUCUACCAGAAUCAUAUUAUAGAUUUCCUAAAUACCCAGCUAAUCGAACUGCUUGAUUGAAGAUGUGCCCUUAUCCCAAAUUAGAAGCAUGUACACUGAGUGACAAGAAAAGGUAAACACCUACGAAUGUUGAUCCGAU